GCAACGGAGCCGGGAGGCCGCGGUGGGAGGGGAGACGGGGCACGGCGCGGCGGGAAGGGACCGGGGCGGCGCCACCACCACCACCACCAUGGAGAUCGGCACCGAGAUCAGCCGCAAGAUACGGGGUGCUAUAAAAGGAAAGUUGCAGGAGCUGGGGGCUUAUGUUGAUGAAGAGCUCCCUGAUUAUAUUAUGGUUAUGGUGGCCAAUAAGAAGAGUCAGGAGCAGAUGACAGAAGACCUUUCCCUUUUCCUUGGAAACAAUACUGUCAGGUUUACUGUCUGGCUCCAUGGUGUUUUGGAUAAGCUGCGAUCUGUGACUACUGAACCAACUAGUGCGAAAUCUUCAGAAUCUAAUAUCUUUGAGAGCAGCCUUCCUUCCAGCAAAAGCAGUUCAUGUGUGAGUGAUGAGAGGAGGCGUGAGGAUACCUUGCCACCUCUUGCAGUUUCGAGCACUCGAACAGAAAGAAAUGACUCGAGAGUUUCAACUAGCUCCCAGGAGCAAAGGAACACUGCUUCACGGCAGUCUUGUGAAGAUGGUUCUACAUCCCGCUUAACAUCUACAGUCAAGCCUUUGAGGGAACUGUCACCUUCUGAAGCUGUAAUUGACAUUAAACCUGAACCAGAUGAUCUAAUUGAUGAAGACCUUAACUUCGUGCAGGAGAAUCCUUUGUCACGGAAGAAACCUAUUGUAACUGUAACUUAUGGUUCUUCUCGUCCUUCUGCUGAAAUUUACCGUCCACCAGCUAGCAGGAGUGCAGAUGGCAAUAUACAUGUGCACAGAUUGUCACAACAGGGCAGCUUACAGGGGAGCCGGCAGUUAGACACACAAAGCUGCAGGUCUUUGGAGACAGGCCAGCUGUGCAAUCCAGAAGCAUUUGGCAGCUUAGCAGAAAGUUACAGACCCACCUCCAAACUUAGUGCCGAUAAAGUAGGCAGUGAGGAAGAAAGCUCCAGGAAGAGACGGUUGCCUGUUGUAAGCUCAGUAGUCAAAGUGAAAAAGUUCUGUAAUGAUGGGGAAGACGAGGAGGAAGAAGAGGAAGACUAUGGAUCGCGAACAGGAAGCAUCUCCAGCAGUGUGUCUGUACCUGCAAAGCCAGAAAGAAGACCUUCAUUGCCACCUUCAAAACAGGCCAAUAAGAAUUUAAUACUGAAAGCAAUCUCUGAAGCACAGGAAUCAGUUACAAAAACAACCAAUUAUUCCACUGUUCCACAGAAACAGACUGUUCCAGUUGCACCAAGAACUCGAAUUAGCCCAGAAGAAUCUCAGUUAGAUGUAAUCCAUGUGCAAAACAGACUGCCUGCUCUGAGUUCUCAGCUACAAGCAGAAGAGCCAAAGGAGCAGACAGUUGAAGGAAUUCAAGGAGCUGAACAAAAGGAGCUCUCUUCUCGGCUGCAGAUUGAUCCUGUGAUUGAAGAUACCUUGCAAGUGACUCAAGAUUACUAUGAUGCAGAAUCUAUGGUCCACACAGAUACUAGGUCAUUUAUCCUGAAGAAGCCCAAGUUAUCUGAGGAAAUAGUGCCACAGAAUCAGCAACUGGGAAAGAGGGCCACAGAGGCAGUACGAGUACUCUCAGGGCGUCUGAUACAGACACGAGACCAGCUUGCGCAGCCAGAGAAACCUGCUAGUCCCAAGUUCAUCGUGACACUGGACGGUGUGCCCAGUCCACCAGGAUACCUUUCUGAUCAGGAAGAGGAAGAUCUGUGUGUAACUGAAGGAUUAAAGCCAGUUACCCAAAAUAUGUGUGUUGGCAAAGGAUUAAAAGGCCUUCGAGCACAGCAGAUGCAAAUUGUAACCAGGCAGCUAGACAGCUGUGACGUGGAUAUGGAACAGUUAAAUGUGCUGCAAAAACAGGAGAAGGUGCUUGAGCGUUGCAAGUACUGGCCUGCCUGUAAAAAUGGAGAUGAAUGUGUGUACCAUCACCCCACGCUACCUUGCAAAGUUUUUCCUAACUGCAAAUUUGCUGAUAAAUGCUUGUUCAUCCAUCCAAACUGUAAAUACGAUGCAAAGUGCACUAAGCCAGACUGUCCUUACACUCACGCCAGUCGACGAACCCCCCAUUCAUCUCCCAAACCAGCACCGCUACCCACACCGUCUAUAUCCUCCAGUAGUCCGCUGUGCAAGUUUUUUCCUGCUUGUAAGAAAAUGGAAUGUCCGUUUUACCACCCAAAACAUUGUAGAUUUAAUACCCAGUGUACAAGACCAGACUGCACUUUUUACCAUCCAACUAUUGCUGUACCUCCACGCCAUGCCUUGAAAUGGACUCGAACUCAAACUCAGACCAGCGAAUGAUUGUGAUACACCUUGGGACUGAACUUUGCCUCCUUCGGACAGUAGCGUAAAGGAAGAUUAACCACCAGGGGCACAGGAUGUUAGAAAAAUUCAUGCAUUUUUGAACUUUUAAUAUACAUUGUUUUCAUAAAAUGAGGCUGACUGCAUACUUGAAAUGUCUCUAAUUUUCCAAGUUUGUAAGUUUGAGCAAUUUUACAUUUUUUUUACACUGUAAGAAGAAAAUGUCUGCGUAAGAAAAGUUUUACUUUAAAUUCCAUUAAAAACUUUCAAAGCACAUGUGGUGUUCUCUUUG
Messenger RNA from Chroicocephalus ridibundus (black-headed gull), 2582 nucleotides. RefSeq names its product zinc finger CCCH-type containing 14 (gene ZC3H14). The coding region runs from base 89 to 2290 and encodes 733 amino acids. Lineage: Eukaryota; Metazoa; Chordata; Aves; Charadriiformes; Laridae. Gene Ontology annotation, molecular function: metal ion binding; poly(A) binding. The transcript is spliced from 17 exons. Gene Ontology annotation, cellular component: cytoplasm; nucleus. The record is from RefSeq and is a predicted model, not a curated record. Gene Ontology annotation, biological process: regulation of mRNA stability.